Molecule: messenger RNA, 1956 nt
Organism: Closterium sp. Naga37s-1
Lineage: Eukaryota; Viridiplantae; Streptophyta; Zygnematophyceae; Desmidiales; Closteriaceae
Source: the annotation of a GenBank genome assembly
AUGCCGAAGCUGACGGCUCUUCCCAAUGGCGGCGUCAGGAUGCAUGAUUCCGCGCCGUUUCGCCAAGUGCGGUCCGCCAUUGAGAUUGGCCGAGAUCCGGAUGCUCUGUUGUCGGAUGACGAUUGGUUGAGAUAUGCGCAGAAGAAGCAUGCGAUAUUCUACGACCCGCUGGUCAAGCUGGCGUUCCAAGUGGCUGCUGACGCUCACCAAGGCCAGUUCCGCAAGAGCGGUCAGCCAGUCGUCUCCCACUGCGUGGAGACGGCGCUCAUCCUCGCUGGCAUCGGCGCCGACAAAGUCGUCGUCGCCGCGGGCCUGCUGCACGACGUCAUCGACGACACUGCGACGUCGGAGCAGGACCUGCGCGACAUCUUCGGCGACGAGAUCGCGUCGCUCUUCGCCGGCGUCAGCAAGCUGUCGCUCGUCUCGCAGCUCACGCGCGACAGCUCGCGACAGCUGACGACGUGCGAAAUCGACAACCUUCGCACGAUGUUCGUCGCGAUGGCGGACGUUCGCGUGGUCCUCGUGAAGCUCGCGGAUCGCAUGCACUGCCUGCGCACCAUCGACGCGCUUCCCGCCAAAACCCAGCAGCGCAUCUCCCGCGAGACGCUGGACGUGUUCGCGCCGCUGGCGAACCGGCUGGGCAUCUGGUCGUGGAAGGCGGAGAUCGAGGACGCGUGCUUCCGCUGCCUGCACCCGCGCGAGCACGCGGACCUGCUCGCGGAGCUCGACCGCACCAGCAGCGGCGGCGGCAGCAGCAGCAGCAGCAGCAGCGGCGCGAACAGCAGCAGCGGGUUUACUAGCAGCGUUGCGGGGUGUGCUGGCAGUAGGAGUGCGGGUGGGGCGGAAGAGGGCGGUGCGGGGAGCGGCAGCGGGAGCGGCGGAGGCGGAGAGGCGAGCGUGAUGGCGGCGAUCCGACGGCUGAGCGCGGCGCUGGAGGCGAAGGGGGUGCAGUUCGAGGACCUGAGCGGGCGGCCGAAGAAUCUCUACAGCAUCUUCAACAAGAUGACCAAGAAGGGGCGGUCACUCCACGAGAUCAUGGACGUGCGCGGGCUGCGCCUGAUCGCGGCGGACGAGGCGGCGUGCUACGACGCGCUCGCCGUGGUGCACUCGCUCUGGGCGCCGUGGGCGGGGCGGCACCUCAAGGACUACGUGCGCGCGCCCAAGCCCAACGGCUACCAGUCGAUCCACUCGGUGGUGUGCGGUGACGAUGGGUUGCCGCUGGAGGUGCAGAUCCGCACGCCCGCGAUGCACCACCAGGCGGAGUUCGGCGUGGCGGCGCACUGGCGGUAUAAGGAAGCGGGGUUCCGUGACAAUAACGGGGAUAAAGCACUCGGGAAAGAGAAGAGUAGCAGCAGUAGUAGAAAACAGGAGGGUAAAGGGUCCUCCUCCUCCUCCUCUUCCUCCUCCUCAUCCUCCCCAGGUCCGUCGCCAGCGGUGCUGGCGAAGAUAGAAUGGGUGCGGUACGUUUUGUCGUGGUACAGUGAGAUGAGCGACACCAAGCUGCGCCUCUCCCCGCCCUCCAAGCGCCUGUCGCCCUCGUCUCUCUACCUCGCCAGCAUGGCCGCCGUGGGAUGCGGCGCUCCCGCCACUGCCGCCACUGCCACCGCCGCCUCCUCCCCCUCCUGCUCCCCCUGCUCCUCCCCCUCCUGCUCCACCCCAACCUCCUGCUCCCCUGGUGGUGCAUGCGGCACUGACUGUGAUGAAGCUUCCUCCGAGCUGCACGAGCGGUGCCCCUUCCCGGAGCACCUGGAGUCGUGCCGCUUCCGCACCUUCCCCUUCAGCAGCUCGCCAACAAGCCCAUUACCUGCAGGGGGUGCUUUUGCAGCGAGCAUAGCGCCUGGGGGAGGAGUUGCGUUUGCAGCGGCGGGCGCGCCGUUUUCAAGUGCGCCGGUGCCGCCAGCAGCAGCAGCGUUGGAGGACGAGGAGAUCUACGUGCUCGUCAUGGACGGCGAUAGC